AUGCAGGAGAUUGCAAAUAGCAUUGUGUUGACAAAGCCAUUCACGUUAAGAACCGAUUCUGAUUCAGAGGAAAAUUACAGUGCUCCCAAUCUUUUGCAACGUAUUUUAAGUCUUCUUAAGAAUGUGCGGCCAGGAUCUGAUCUCACACGUUUUCAGCUACCACCAUUAUUCAAUUUUCCAAAGUCACAACUUCAAUGCUAUGGCGAAUCUGUAUAUUCCACAUCUUCAGAUUUACUAAGCAAAUGCAAUACUGGAUUAACUCCAAUUGAAAGACUCAUAUCUGUCGUAACAUGUAGCAUAUCGACCACGCGCCCUCCGAUUUUCGGUCUGGCUCCUUACAAUCCUGUUCUCGGCGAGACUCAUCAUGUUUCCAAGGGAAAUCUCAAUGUCCUACUUGAACAGGUUGCGCACCAUCCUGCUGUUUCUGCUCUCCAUGCAACUGAUCAGAAGGAAAACAUCGAGAUGAUAUGGUGUCAGUAUCCUGUCGCGAAGUUCAACGGUACUUCGGUGGAGGCGCGGGUGCACGGGAAGAGGAGACUGAAGCUUCUUAAUCAUGGAGAGACAUAUGAAAUGAAUUCGCCAAAUUUGUUUAUAAGGAUUCUUCCGGUUCCGGGAAUUGAUUGGGUCGGGAAUGUGAAUAUCAGGUGUGUAGAAACAGGUCUCGCGGCGGAGUUAUGUUAUAUAAGUCAAUCUUUCUUUGGAUUUGGUGGAAGUAGAAGAGUCAUAAAAGGGAAGAUUAUUGAUUCAUUGACAUCUAAGAUUCUAUAUAAGGUUAAUGGUCAUUGGGAUAGUACUGUAACAUUGAAGGAUACAAAUAAUGGAGAAGAAAGAGUGAUCUAUGAUGCUAGCGAAGUCAUUACAAGACUUCAAACUCCCACCGUUAAGGAUGCAGAGAGUGUGUGGCAAACUGAAUCAGCUCUGAUAUGGAGUAAGUUAAGCCAGGCCAUCUUAAACAAAGACUGGGAAAAAGCAAGAGAAGCAAAGAAAUGUGUGGAAGAAAAACAAAGGGAGGAAUUGAGAGAAAGAGAGUCCAAAGGAGUAACUUGGGUUCCUAAACAUUUCAUCAUUUCUCAAACCAAAGAAGGGGAUUGGGACUGUUCACCCAUUCAAAAGUGGGUCCCACCCUCUCCUAUUGUUACAUUGUAA
Messenger RNA from Lathyrus sativus (Indian pea), 1146 nucleotides. Lineage: Eukaryota; Viridiplantae; Streptophyta; Magnoliopsida; Fabales; Fabaceae. The record is from the annotation of a GenBank genome assembly.